Phasianus colchicus (ring-necked pheasant) is the source of this 517-nucleotide messenger RNA. NCBI's taxonomy places the organism in Eukaryota, Metazoa, Chordata, Aves, Galliformes, Phasianidae. The record is from RefSeq and is a predicted model, not a curated record.
CCCCCCCAGAUUUUGGUAGACACACGGGCCCUGCAGAAGGAGAUCAAUGCGCUGGUGGGGAAACUGGAGCGGACGUUCAGCGUCACUGAUGAGCUGCUCUUCAAGGAUGCCAAGAGGGAUGAGGUGGUGAGGAAGGCCUACAAGUACCUGGCAGCACUGCAUGAGAACUGUGCCCAGCUCAUCCAGACCAUUGAGGACACCGGGACCAUCCAGAGGGAGAUCCGGGACCUGGAGGAGCAGAUCGAGGGGGAGAUGAGCUCCAAGCCCCCCGCCAGCCUCGAUCGCAUCCUCAGCGACUGCCGGGCACUGCGGGAGGAGAACGCCCUGCUGGCAGCCCGAAUCCGGAAUGCCUGAACCCCAAAACCCCAAAUUAUAACAUGGCCUUGAGGAAGGGGGGGGGGUCCUGAACCCCCCCUCCCCUCUGAGAGCCCCCCCAGAAUGUGGGCACCCCCUAAAAAUGAACCCAUGUCUGACGAUGGAGCGUUUUUACGGUGUUAAUAAAAUCUUCUGCAGGGCG